Otolemur garnettii (small-eared galago) is the source of this 2989-nucleotide messenger RNA. It is a transcript of the gene RFTN1, whose product is annotated as raftlin, lipid raft linker 1. The coding region runs from base 342 to 2060 and encodes 572 amino acids. Lineage: Eukaryota; Metazoa; Chordata; Mammalia; Primates; Galagidae. The record is from RefSeq and is a predicted model, not a curated record. The transcript is spliced from 10 exons.
AUAUUUUGCACAUGAGUUCAGAGGAAGAGGAAGUGUAGCCGGCGGACGCGCGGCGGCGGCGGCGGGGGCGCGUCGGGGCUGGAGCCGGAGCGCGCCGGGCGCAGGGCGCAGCGAGAGAGAGAGCGCUGCUGCCGCGAGCUCCGUGGAGGGACAGAGGCACCGAUCGCCGGAGAGACAGACACCCGGGCUGCUGCGCCGCCGCUGCCCCAACCCCCACCCAUUGGCGCCCACGUUCUCCUCGCACCGCCUCCUCUGUAUGGCACAAACUUUCCUCCCGGGACAGAACACGCUGUUUCAGGGAACCCGCGCCGCCUUCUCCGCCUGUCCCAAACGCUGCUGAAAUGGGUUGCGGAUUGAACAAGUUAGAGAAACGGGAUGAAAAACGGCCUGGGAAUAUUUAUUCAACUUUGAAGAGACCUCAGGUGGAAACCAAGAUAGAUGUGUCCUAUGAAUACCGCUUCCUGGAGUUCACGACUCUGAGUGCUGCGGAGCUUCCAAGGUCUUCGGCGGUGAGGCUGGCCUCCCUGCGGGAUCUGCCCGCCCAGCUCCUAGAGUUAUACCAGCAGGGCUUUUCUCUGGUGGCCCUGCACCCCUUCGUGCAACCCACUUACCAGCAAGAGAAGACACCACUUGAGCACAUCUUUAGGGCCAUCUUGAUCAAGAAAACUGACAGAUCUCAGAAAAGCGAUCUUCACAAUGAAGGCUACAUCUUGGAAUUAGAUUGCUGUUCCUCCUUAGACCACCUGACAGACCAAAAAAUCAUCCCAGAGUUCGUUAAGAAGGUCCAGGAGGCCGCAAGUCGGGGCCUGAAGUUUGUGGGUGUUGUACCCCAGUACCACUCUCCUGUGAACUCGGCAGGCGGCAGCCCUCGGGCACCCGGUGCCAAUAGUACCGAGGAUGCCAGAGAUGCAAAAAACACACAUGGAGAUUGUGCAUCGUUGGAAAGCCAGAACCCAGGGGCUGCAGACAUGUGCAGCACUCCUGUCCGAGGGGACCAGAACCCAGGCCUGAGAGAGGAGGUGCCAACUGCAGAGCAACCCAGCUUACCCUCUGGAGAGGGGGACGGUGGGGAGUUGUCAGCACAGGGAGUGAGCAAGACCCUGGAUGGACCGGAUGGUGAUCCUUUUGAUGUUCGUGAAGAGCCAAUCUCUGGGAAAAUGGAGAUCUUCGCCCUCUUCAACAAACCGAAGAACCAGCAGAAGUGCCAGCAGUACUACCCUGUGACCAUUCCUCUCCGGGUCUCCAGAAAUGGCCAGGCAGUGAGCAGUCUGGAUGCCAACUGGCUGGAGCACAUGAGUGAACACUUCCGGAAAGGAGGCAUGCUGGUGAACGCAGUCUUCUACCUCGGGAUGGUGAAUGAUUCCUUACAUGGCUUGACAGAUGGAGUAUUCAUCUUUGAAGCUGUUUCCACAGAAGAUAGCAAAACCAUACAGGGCUAUGAUGCUAUUGUUGUCGAACAAUGGACGGUCCUGGAAGGUGUCGAGGUGCAGACAGACUACGUGCCCCUGCUGAACUCCCUGGCAGCUUACGGCUGGCAGCUCACCUGUGUGCUGCCAACUCCUGUCAUCAAGACCACCAGGGAAGGGAGUGUGUCCACCAAGCAGAUUGUCUUUCUUCAGAGACCAUGUCUACCUCAGAAAAUCAAGAAGAAGGAAUCAAAGUUUCAGUGGCGAUUCUCCCGAGAAGAAAUGCACAACCGGCAGAUGAGGAAAUCCAAAGGGAAACUCGGUGCCAGAGACAAGCGGCAAGCAGAAGAAAACGAGAAGAAUUUAGAAGACCAGUUUUCCAAAGCUGGAGACGUGGGAAACUGCGUGCUGCUAGGCGAGCAGCAGGAGGGCGCCACUUCUGAGAUGGUCCAGGAGGUCCAGGAAGAACAGCUGCCCCCUGUUGGCCAGCUGUGCAUGGGGGGUGUGGAGGGUCAGGCUGUGCAGAACGGUCCUGCCAGCCCCAGCAGAGCCCCAGCAGGGGACUGUGCAGGGCACUCAGAUCCUGGUGAGGAGGCCGGGGACAGGUGUGCAGAGGAUGUUGCUGGGGAGCCAGCCACAGCAGAUGAGCACUAAGUGUUGGCAGUUUGCACAGAAGUUAGACGGGCUGGCAAACCCAAGGCACCUUGCUGACAGCUGGCUCAGGGGCUGGUUUGCUCUGGUGUUGUGUGUUACUACCCUUUGGCUUGGCUUGACCUCUCCUUGUGAGCUCACCUGGCCCUCCAAGGUCCAGGUCCCUGACAGUGUUGGGUUUUGCACAUCCAUUGGAAAGGUGUCAUUAAUGACCUGUGUUAGAACAUAGGAGGCCAGGUUAUUUCUUCUAGAGCUUAUGUGGCUGGAGGCCCGGCCCUGGCUCGACCAUUCCUCCCAUGUGAGAGUCUGGACUAUCCAGUGCCUGUGUCUGCCCUGCAGGGCCUUCAGGGAGCAUUCGGGUCAAAUCCAUGGUUAUCCUUGGCUGUAAACACCCUGUUGGGGCAGUGUCUGUCCCCUGCAGUUGUGUGGUGACUUUUACCCCUGGGGCUCUAUCAGCGGCCCUUCUCCUCCUGAACCCCUCAGUCCCUGCUGCUUUGGCAAAGAAAAUGUCUGGGAGAGGAGGUUCUCAAAGUAGUCCUGUAGAUACUGGUAAUCUGGAAAUAGAUAAUUCUGUGUCUGCACCUGCUCUUGCACAAUGUUUGAGGAAGUAUUCUGUGUUAGUAUUAAUGCCAAAAAAAUUUUUUAAAGGUUUUGUAUUCAGCACAUCAUAUGAACACACCUAUGUCAUUUCUGUCAUUUCAGGGCAUCCAUACUGGUUGGUGCCUUUCUUGUGUGCUAUUUUAAUCUGUGUAUCAUUGGCCAAGUUGUUACCCAUGUAUGCUGUGUCUACCAUGUGUUUAAAUUGUUCAGAAAGUAUUGUUGAGGCUUUAAGUAGAUGGAACUGGCGAAACCUUGGAGAGAGAAUGCUGACUGUCUUCACCAGAACAACAACUGCCUAUUCUCUUUCUUGUUUAUUUACUUAAAGCAAUAAA